Messenger RNA from Auxenochlorella protothecoides, 813 nucleotides. RefSeq names its product putative ribose-5-phosphate isomerase. Lineage: Eukaryota; Viridiplantae; Chlorophyta; Trebouxiophyceae; Chlorellales; Chlorellaceae. The coding region runs from base 1 to 813 and encodes 270 amino acids. The transcript is spliced from 6 exons. The record is from RefSeq and is a predicted model, not a curated record. Gene Ontology annotation, biological process: pentose-phosphate shunt, non-oxidative branch. Gene Ontology annotation, molecular function: ribose-5-phosphate isomerase activity.
AUGCAGGCCAGCCUGAGUUCACAAGCAGCGAGCAGGUCAUUCUUCACGACGCGGCCGGUGCUGCGGCGUGCCACCCAAGCCAGGCGGGCCCUGGUCACUCGGGCUCUGAACAUGGACGAGCUCAAGAAACAGGCCGCCUGGAAGGCCGUGGAGUACGUGAAGAGCGGGGACGUUGUGGGUUUGGGCACAGGAUCCACUGCAGCAUUCGCAGUGGACCGCAUUGGCGACCUGCUGAGCUCUGGAGAGCUGAAGGACAUCGUGGGCGUCCCCACAUCUGUGCGGACCUAUGAGCAGGCCAAAGGCCGCGGCAUCCCUCUGGCGACCCUGUCGGAGCAGCCCAAGCUGGAUGUGGCAAUCGACGGCGCGGAUGAGGUGGACCCCAACCUGGAUGUUGUCAAGGGCCGGGGCGGCGCGCUCCUCCGCGAGAAGAUGGUGGAGCAGGCGUCUGCCAAGUUUGUGUGCAUCGUAGACGACUCCAAGCUGGUUGAGGGCCUCGGGGGCAGCAAAGAUGCGAUGCCGGUCGAGAUCGUGCAGUUCUGCCACGAGUACACUCUGAAGCGGCUCCAGGCGCUGCCAGAGGUGGCCGGCGCCGAGGCCAAGCUGCGCAUGGAUGGGGGCAAGCCGUACGUUACCGACAACCACAAUUUCAUCGUGGACCUCUACUUCCAGGAGCCCCUCAAGGAGCCCCAUGCAGCUGCCAAGGCCAUCGCCGCAGUGGAGGGUGUCGUGGAGCACGGCCUCUUCCUGGACAUGGUGGAUGUCUGCAUCAUUGCAGGCGCCAACGGCGUCGAGGUCAGGGAUCGGAAAGCCUAG